CGUGAUCAAACUGUAAACAAAAUAUCAAAGUUGAACAAGUUUAAAGCGAAUUGCAAUUAAUAGAAACACCUAGGUGCAGUUUGAUUUGCAGUCAUUUUUAUACAAAACCAUUGUAAAAACGAGUCCAACAUGAAGUUACGCGUUCGGAAGUCGGAGUACCAGCGUUCAUAUGCAAAACCAAGCGACGAAUAUAUAAAAACGUUGUAUCGCGAUCAAGUAACUUAUAGAUCACAACGUCGAGAAAAGGAACAGGAGCAUUUCAAGUUUAAGUGGGAAUCGGAAAGCAGUGAUUCAAAAAGCGACAAGGGGAGUGACAACCAAGAUUGCAAUGACAACAACACAAAUCUGGAAGUUGAAAGUAUCGAAGCUGUUGAUAGACUCAGCGGAGGAGAAAACUCUGAAAAAGAAAUGGAAGAAGUAGAAUCUGCAGAACAAAAUAAGGCAACAAAUAAGAUUAAAAAUUCGGAACGAAAUUCUCGAGUAAAAAGUCGGAGUUCUACGAGAUGUAAAUCAAGAGAACGAAGCACGAGUGCUAAGCCUCCCUUUGUUAGUUAUGGCUGGGCAGAUGAACAACUAGAAACUGGGAGAAAAAAGACACAUAACGUACAAGCACCAAGGAAAUCUGUACAUGUUGCUGCAUUAAAGAGACAAAGUUACAUGGAAAAGCUGAAAGAAAAGAAGUUACGAAGUGCUAGCCGAGCAUCAUCUAUAUUAAACGUUCCAGUACUGCAGAAUAAAGCAUCAGAUUCAUCAGCGUGGCAAACAGAAUAUCAACGAUGUUUUUCCAGACAGUCGGAACGACCGGAAACCUCAAACAGCAAAAGAUCUGGUCGGAAAUCAAAGCAGUCAAGAAAAUUGAAACGAGUUUGACAUUGUUUGCAUUUCCAGAAGAUGGCACCAAAUUUUAUUGCGUCCUUUUAACAUUUUAUAGAUAUUUCAUAGUUUAUAUACAGACACAUUUUACUGUAGAAGUCCUUUUAGCAUUUACCUCUAAUUUUAAAAGGAUUAUUUUUUGCUGCUAUGGUAUGGUUUUAUAUUGAGGUGAAAAAACAUUUGCCAAACUAAUAAGAUCUUAUAAGGAAUUUCCCAUUGUUUAUGUUGUGCAUAGCAAGAGUAAUAGUUUAUUAAUAACAAUGUA
Messenger RNA from Ciona intestinalis (vase tunicate), 1138 nucleotides. RefSeq lists its product as uncharacterized. Gene Ontology annotation, biological process: regulation of mitotic spindle assembly. Gene Ontology annotation, molecular function: microtubule binding. The record is from RefSeq and is a predicted model, not a curated record. Lineage: Eukaryota; Metazoa; Chordata; Ascidiacea; Phlebobranchia; Cionidae. Gene Ontology annotation, cellular component: ciliary transition zone; centriole; cytoskeleton.